AUGGCGGGGCCCACUCGGGUGUCGGUGGACCGGGGUCUAGCAAGGGCCCAUGUACAUAAAAGAAUUCACAGUGGAAAGAGGCCUUAUGAAUGUAAGGAAUGUGGGAAAGCCUUUAGAAGUUCCUCAUGUCUUACUGAGCACAUAACAACACACACUGGAGGGAGGCCUUAUGAAUGUAAGGAAUGUGGCAAAGCCUUUACACGUUCCUCAAUUCUUAUUGAACAUAUAAGAACACACACUGGAGAGAGGCCCUAUGAGUGUAAGGAAUGUUGGAAAUCCUUUAGCCGGCCCUAUUCCCUCUUGUUACACAUAAGAAGAACACAUAGUUCCGAAAAGCCUUAUGAAUGUAAGGAAUGUGGGAAAGCCUUUACACUGGCCUCAAGUCUCACUGUACACAAGCGAACUCACAGUGGAGAAAGGCCUUAUGAAUGUAAGGAGUGUAAGAAAACCUUUAGUCAGCCAUCAUCGCUCACUACACAUAUGCGAACUCAUAGUGGAGAGAGGCCUUAUGUAUGUAAGGAAUGUAAGAAAGCCUUUAGUCAACCCUCAGGCCUCACUACUCAUAUGCGAACUCACAGUGGAGAAAAGCCUUAUGAAUGUAAGAUAUGUGGGAAAGCCUUUACCCAGGCCUCACCCCUCACUUCACAUAUGAGAACUCAUAGUGGAGAGAAGCCUUAUGAAUGUAAGGAAUGUGGGAAAUCCUUUACUUGUGCCUAUUCCCUCUCAUUACACAUAAGAAUAAUACAUCGUUCAGAAAAGCCUUAUGAAUGUAAGGAAUGUGGGAAAACCUUUGCUCGGGCCCCAGCCCUCACUGCACAUAAAAGAAUUCAUGGUACAGACAGACCUUAUGAAUGCAAGGAGUGUGGCAAAGCCUUUAGUCAUGCCUCAGGCCUAACACCACACAUGCGAGUUCACAGUGGAGAAAAGCCUUAUGAAUGUAAUCUGUGUGGGAAAGCCUUUACAGAGACUUCAUCCCUAACUGUACAUAGGCGAACUCACAUUCACAGUGGAGAGAAGCCUUAUGAAUGUAAAGUAUGUGGGAAAGCCUUUACGCAGGCUUCACACCUCACUGUACAUAUACGAACUCACAGUGGAGAGAGGCCUUAUGAAUGUAAGGAAUGUAAGAAAACCUUUAGUCAGCCCUCAUCCCUCAAUGCACAUACGCGAACUCACAGUGGAGAGAGGCCUUAUGUAUGUAAUGAAUGUAAAAAAACCUUUAGUCAGCUCUCGGGCCUCACUACACAUAAGCGAACUCACAGUGGAGAAAGGCCUUAUGAAUGUAAAAUAUGUGGGAAAGCCUUUACACAGGCCUCACACCUCACUACACAUAUGCGAACUCACAGUGGAGAGAGACCUUAUGUAGACCUCUUACGUAUGCAGAUCCCUGAAACCGGAAGAGGAAGUGUGCGUUUUCAAUCUGGCCAGCCCCCUGGCGGUUCCCGCGAAUGCUCCAGCGGGAAAAUUUUCUCCUCAGCUUCCAGUCGGCCUGCUCCCCUGGAUGGAGCCCCGCAGGCUCCGGGCCAGGCGUCUCCCGCGCCCCCUCGGUCUCUCCGCCUCCCGGAGCCUCGGCACCUGCUGUCGCCAGGCGCCGCCGCCGCCACUUCCUGCGCGAUCCGGGCCUGGGGCCGCCGCCGCUUCCUGGACGCCGAGCAGUGGGGACGAAACCGCGUCUCUUGGUGCAGGAACAGGUACCGUCGAGGGAGUCCUUGCUGA
This is a messenger RNA of Orycteropus afer afer, 1713 nucleotides long. NCBI's taxonomy places the organism in Eukaryota, Metazoa, Chordata, Mammalia, Tubulidentata, Orycteropodidae. The record is from RefSeq and is a predicted model, not a curated record.